This is a messenger RNA of Bipolaris zeicola 26-R-13, 999 nucleotides long. RefSeq lists its product as uncharacterized. Lineage: Eukaryota; Fungi; Ascomycota; Dothideomycetes; Pleosporales; Pleosporaceae. Gene Ontology annotation, molecular function: zinc ion binding; quinone reductase (NADPH) activity. The record is from RefSeq and is a predicted model, not a curated record. Gene Ontology annotation, cellular component: cytoplasm. The coding region runs from base 1 to 999 and encodes 332 amino acids. Gene Ontology annotation, biological process: cellular response to oxidative stress. The transcript is spliced from 3 exons.
AUGGCGUCCAUACCGAAGACGAUGAAGGCGGUGUAUAUUGAGAAGACGGGUGGGACGGAUGUGUUGCAAUAUAGCGAUGUGCCGGUUCCUGAGCCCAAGGAGGGAGAGGUACUCGUUAAGAAUGAGUUCAUUGGUAUCAACUACAUCGAUACAUACUUCCGCUCAGGAGUCUACAAACCCACCCACUUCCCUUACAUCCUGGGUCGCGAAGGCGCAGGAACUAUUGCUGCAACCGGCUCCAAUACACCCGCCGACCUCAAAGUGGGUGCACGAGUAGCCUACAUGGGUCAAUCGGCCUAUGCGGAAUACGUUGCUGCGCCAGCGAAGACGACGGUUCCUUUGCCAGACUCUGUUCCUACUAAGACAGCUGCUGCUUCCUUGCUCCAAGCGCUAACCGCUGUAACUCUUAUCCGUGAAGCGUACGCUGUGCAAAAGGGCGACUGGAUCCUUGUCACAGCUGCGGCCGGUGGUGUCGGACUGUGGUUGUGUCAGCUACUGAAGGCGAUUGGCGCAAGAGUCAUUGCGACAGCUAGUACGGAGGAGAAGAGAAAUCUCGCAAAGGAAAAUGGUGCUGAGGUGUUGCUUGAGUACUAUGAGGAAGACAGAGACAUUUUCGUGAAGAAGGUCCUGGAAAUUACGGGAGGGGAGGGUGUACAUGCCGUCUUUGACUCAGUUGGCAAGGCUACUUUCGACAGCUCGCUUGCUGUGGUGAGGAGGAAGGGUACUAUGUGUUCAUUUGGUAACGCAUCUGGCCCUGUGGACAAUUUUGCUCUUAGUCGUCUUGCAGCAAAGAACAUCAAGCUCGUCCGACCCACGCUCUUCAACUACCUCGCUACGCGCGAGGAAGUUCUAGAAGCAUCGAAUGAGCUGUGGAAGUUUAUUGAGAAGGACGGGCUGAAGGUCAAGAUUCACGAUGUUUAUCCUUUGAAGGAUAUUGUAAGGGCGACUCAGGAUAUUGAGGGCCGGAAGACUACUGGAAAGUUGGUUCUGACGCCGUAG